GUCAGGCUUGUUUUAAACUGUACGCGGGUGAUUAUCAUAAAUGAAGAUGGAUGUUUUAGAGAACUUUCUCACUGGGCAUGAAGAUGAUCUUCUUUCCUUCACUAGUUCAGAACUCGAGAAAUGUGUACGUUUGUUGUCUGAUAAAGUACAAGCAGAAAAAGACCAUCUUGAACAAGUGAAAUCUGAGGUGCUCAAUCUGCAGAGAGAGGCAACAGAAAGAAGUUCAGAACGAGAGAAGUUUGUUUCAUUAUUGACUGAAACUGGGGAUCUGGAUUCCGUACUCUCCGAGGAAGCCAAGACAUGGGAAGAGCUGCAUGCUGCAUCACUAGAACUGGAAAGAAUGACAAACCUUCCUGAGUCUAGUGAAGCUGACAUUACAAUGGGGAAGCCAGACUUGAUUCCCUCUACUCAUCAGAAAGAAAAACAACUCUUAAGUGAAAGAGAGAAACUAUGGGAAAUUUUGCAAAAAACACAGGCAGCCCUUGCAAAGGCUCAAAUGGAAAAAGAAAGAGUGGAUGAUGAGUUGCUAGCGCUGCAAAAACAGUCAUCUGGACUUGCAUCUUCAAGAUCCCAAACCCAGAAUGAGACAGACAGGCUACUGGAGGCUUGUAUUAAAGACAUGGGACUGUUGCGUGUUCUACCAGAUCUAAAGCCGAAAAUAAAAUAGUUAUAUCUGGAAUAUGCUGCUUAUAAAGAAAUGGAACCAGUUUUGUAAAUGGACACAUUUCAAACAAAAACAUACCCCUACCAGAAAGUUUUAAUAAAAGAAAUGUGCAAUACA
Molecule: messenger RNA, 781 nt
Organism: Bombina bombina (fire-bellied toad)
Lineage: Eukaryota; Metazoa; Chordata; Amphibia; Anura; Bombinatoridae
Exons: 6
Coding region: 41-667 (208 amino acids)
Source: RefSeq, a predicted model, not a curated record